AUGUCAACAGAAAGUAAGUCAAUUGAAUCUUCUCCAGCUGUCGCAGCUGCAGUCAUGCCGAACGUGGAGAACUCAGGUACGCGCCAGGCACAAAUAACUGAAGCCGUAAACCAUGUAAGUCCAGUAAAUCAAGCUGCUUUACAUUUCCUUCAGGAAGCGAUGAAAAGAGCACACGAAGCACAACAUAUGCUGAACAAGGCUGUGAAGCAAUUGUUAAAUAAGUCCAAGGACAUAAAAAGGUGCCAUCAUGGUGGACGUCAACGAUGUAGUUCUAGAGGUCAUAAAAGGCGAAAUCAAAAUAAAGCAACUGUUUCUAAUUUUGAUCAUACUUCUAAUUCUAGUUCCAGUUCCAGUUCCAGCUCUAGUUCCAACUCAAGUUCUAGUGAUUGUGAAAUUGUAGCUGUGAUGGAGCAUGGGCGUGAUAAGCUUAAUAAACAUAAAAAACAUGACGGUAGAAAUAAACACAGCCAUUGCAGUCGCCGUCAUCAUCGGGAUGAUCGAUCCAGAUCUCGUGAACGUUCCCGUGGUCGUUCACGCGGUCAUUCUCGUGGACAUUCUCGUGGUCGGUCGCGUGGACAUUCUCGCGGUCACUCUCGUGGGCGUUCACAUGGACGCCACCAUACUAGAAUGCAUUCGCGUAGUCGUUCACGUAGUCAAUCGAAAACUCGUUCAUAUGACCAAUGUUUGCAACGAUUCCAAGAUUGGCGCACACUUGCCUAUAAUUGA
This is a messenger RNA of Teleopsis dalmanni, 726 nucleotides long. Its product is annotated as serine/arginine-rich splicing factor 4-like. The coding region runs from base 1 to 726 and encodes 241 amino acids. The transcript has a single exon. The record is from RefSeq and is a predicted model, not a curated record. NCBI's taxonomy places the organism in Eukaryota, Metazoa, Arthropoda, Insecta, Diptera, Diopsidae.